Molecule: messenger RNA, 1179 nt
Organism: Sclerotinia sclerotiorum 1980 UF-70
Lineage: Eukaryota; Fungi; Ascomycota; Leotiomycetes; Helotiales; Sclerotiniaceae
Exons: 5
Coding region: 1-1179 (392 amino acids)
Biological process (GO): protein lipidation; autophagy of mitochondrion; protein localization to phagophore assembly site
Cellular component (GO): extrinsic component of membrane; cytosol; phagophore assembly site membrane
Molecular function (GO): phosphatidylinositol-3-phosphate binding; protein binding; phosphatidylinositol-3,5-bisphosphate binding
Source: RefSeq, a predicted model, not a curated record
AUGAAUACCAGACCAGCGAUAGAGAACUCGAGGAAUCCCGCAGCCUUAUCGGCUUCCUUCAACCACGAUGCCAGCUGCUUUGCCAUUGGACUUGAUACAGGAUUUCGUGUAUUCAACACAGAAGGAUGUCAACAACGAGUUACCAGAGAUUUCAACGGCGGAGUUGGAAUAGCAGAAAUGCUUGGAAAGACCAACUAUAUCGCACUAGUUGGUGGCGGAAAACAACCAAAGUUCGCUCAAAAUAAGGUAAUCAUCUGGGAUGAUUCGAAACGAAAGAUCGCCACACAACUAUCGCUUCUUACGUCUGUUAGAGGGGUUCGGAUUUCGAGGACUCACAUAGUUGUCGCACUUUUGAACAGCAUACGCGUCUACCUCUUCCAUAGUACGCCUGAGCUAUAUCAGGCUUUCGAAACUGCAGGAAAUCCUUAUGGUUUAUGCUGCUUGGGGACCAGUAUCUUGAUAUUUCCUGGUAGAACGGUUGGUCAAGUACAAGUGGUUGAACUCAGUACUGGAAACGUCAGCAUUAUACCCGCUCAUUCGGGGGCUCUCCGAGCUCUAGCUUUAAGUCGUGAUGAGGAGGUCAUUGCAACUGCCAGCGAAACCGGUACACUUGUCCGGGUGUUUGCAACAAGCAAUUGUGCGAAAAUAGCUGAACUCAGACGAGGUGUUGACCAUGCUGAUAUUUUCUCUAUUUCCAUUGCUCCUUCAGGUCAGCUCCUAGCUGUUACUUCAGAUAAGUCUACGCUCCAUAUUUUCGAUAUUCCACAUCCCUCGAAGCCUCCGAGAUCUGAAUCAGAGCUUGGUCAUCGACGGCUUACAUCCCUUGGAGGUGGUGGCAUCAGUAGUCCAUCGACGCCGGAUUCUGAUACCAGCAACAAAUGGGGAAUUCUAGGGAGACUCCCUUUGAUGCCUCGAGUGUUCUCAGAUGUAUACUCUUUUGCUACAGCGGCAUUUUCCACUGGCGAGGAGCCUUUGUCGGCGUCUUCUAAUCCACUAACAGCAAGCGAGGCUGGACCAAAACCCACAAAAGGUCUCAUUGGAUGGACAAGUGAUGAAAGUUUGAUUGUUGUCGGAGCAGGCACCGACAGUCGAUGGGAGAAGUUUAUCAUUGCCGAGGGUGAAGAUGGCAAGCGUUACUGCAUAAGGGAUGGCUGGAAGAGGGUUCUGAGAGUCGAGUAG